CAGUAAAUAUGUUUUAUGUUUUCAGUUUUUUAUAGGACGAAUAGUUUCACUUGUUUUGUGGAAAUUUUAUCAUACUGGACACUGCUACAACAUAUUCUUGAACCAAUUACCACGACAACAUUCGUUUCAUAUUAUCUGUAAUUCGCGUUCAAUAAACUUAGAGUCCAUAUCAAAAUAUGGACGCUAAACUGAAUAUUAAUUGCAUAAAGGCCAUUUACAAUGAAAUGAGCGCAAAUGAUCAAGUAACCUUUCUGAGUGCAUUCGACAGAAUGCCUUUUCAUAAAAAGUGGAUAUGUGAAGAAAGUUAUGAAAAUAUCAAUUUACGUGGUUUAAAAAACGCUACAAUUGAAGAUGCUAUGAUGUUCUUUGAAAUGGUCGCACCAUUCGCCAUAAAUUUUUCGUGCAGUAACAUACUGAAUGUACCUUUCAAAGAUUUAUUCAAAUCUAUGAAACUAAAACAAUAUUUUGCGAAUGUUAUAACGCUAGAAUUAGUGCAGUGCAAUAUAACGGACAAAUGUGUCAAAUAUUUUAGACAUCUGCAAAAUUUACAAUCACUUUCACUCGCUAAAAAUCAUUUAAUAACUGGAAAAUACAUAGCCCUCUGUAACAAUCUUUUUGAUCUAGAUAUGGAAGGCUGCAGAAAUCUCAGCGCUUUUUACUUUACUCAAAUUUGCAGAAAUUUAAAACAUUUAAGAAAACUUAAUGUUCGUUGGUGUAGGAGUCUUGAAUAUAUCAACUUUUCCGAAAUGACUUUUUUGUGUGAAAAACUCAAAGAAUUGAAAAUAAUGCAGCCACACGUACACUAUGAAAUCAUAGCAUACAUACCGAAGCUCAUAUCAUUAACAGUAUAUGAUCAUUAUAAUGUAAAAGAUGAAUUGUUUGAGAACCUAAACAAUACAUCUUACUUGCAGGAGUUACGUAUACAACAACCAACUACACUGAUUCUGAAUGGAGCACGGAAACGUUACUUUAAUUACCGCAGGUUAAUGAAGUUAACUAUAGACUGCGAUAUUACAGAUACUUUAUUAAAUUUUAUAAUGAAACUAAAAAGAUUGCAAUAUUUGAAGUUGAAAAAUAUCCGCUCGGUAACAAAUUCAAGAUUACAUCAAUUAAUAUCGAGUUCUGAAGCUGUUAGUGUAUUUGGCAUGUCAAACACUUCUCAGUUACUAAAUAGUUACAGGCGAGAUUUUCUGACUGCACUUUUGGUACCAAAAAGAGAAGAGCCGGAAAAAAUAUUGAUUAAAUUGUAUGGAACAAGAGUAGCUAAAGAGAUAACACAUAGUUGGUUAUAUACGGAAUUCAGUAGAGAUGUGGCUUCCAUUCAUUAUCAGUGCGACAUAUGCAAUCAGUUGGAUGACAAGGACUGGCAUAUAUGCUAUUGCAAAAAUUAAAUUCCUAUUUAUGUCUGAUCUGAUGAAAUUUGUACAUAAACUUCUCUUUAUUUCACGUUAUUUUCUUUGUUCAACAUGCUUUUAAGUCUUAAAUUCAGAAUACACACCAAGUUCAUAAUCAAGAUUCGAAUGCUUCCAAGUUGCAGAUUUACAGGUUUAUAACAACACAAAUUUUGUGUUUGAGUUUAAUUUGUACCUUAUUUGUUCAUGAUAUUCAAUUUGACAUUUAUAUUGGAAGUAACAUAUGGAUUUUGUUAUAUGGCCGCACACGACUUGAUCCACUUUUAUAUUUUCAAUAAAUUGGCUAUCAACUCAAAUCAGUAUCAACUCCAGAACCAUAAACUAGUUGACAGUGUGGCUGAUGAAAUGGACAUCAGAGCAUUCCAGAUCUUCUGCAGAUUUGCAAUAAACAAUAUACUUAAUACAAUCGCUAUCAUACGAUGUUCGUGGUUAAUUGCAUUCAUUCAACCGACAUUUUCCCAUAACGUUGCGGAUGUUGAAUUCAACACUAAUAACUCCUUUAGAACCAACACCUUAGUGCCAAAGGAUACAGAAAUGAAAUGUAAUUUUAUUAUGAGUAAUAAUGGUGUAAAUCGGCGAUAAGGAACUGCCGAUUUAUCAGACAUUUGGAAUAAGUAUGCUUUCUUUUUUAAACUAAAGAAAUGCAGUAAAAACCUUUUGACGGAUUGCCAGAAAUAUAAAUCAAGUCGGCUGCUGAAAUACCAUUGGAUAACCAAUUACCACAAUGAAUCGAAAGAACUUAAGACAAUUUGAUUAACCACGAAUUUAAUUAUUUUUUUUUUAUUUUUAGUAUUAGUGAACUUUUUAUUUUGA
This is a messenger RNA of Teleopsis dalmanni, 2225 nucleotides long. RefSeq lists its product as uncharacterized. The record is from RefSeq and is a predicted model, not a curated record. Gene Ontology annotation, biological process: SCF-dependent proteasomal ubiquitin-dependent protein catabolic process. Gene Ontology annotation, cellular component: SCF ubiquitin ligase complex. NCBI's taxonomy places the organism in Eukaryota, Metazoa, Arthropoda, Insecta, Diptera, Diopsidae. Bases 177 to 1391 code for a protein of 404 amino acids. The transcript is spliced from 6 exons.